Molecule: messenger RNA, 4787 nt
Organism: Brassica napus (rape)
Lineage: Eukaryota; Viridiplantae; Streptophyta; Magnoliopsida; Brassicales; Brassicaceae
Product: lipid phosphate phosphatase epsilon 2, chloroplastic-like
Exons: 5
Coding region: 1516-2313 (265 amino acids)
Biological process (GO): protein N-linked glycosylation; lipid biosynthetic process
Cellular component (GO): intracellular membrane-bounded organelle; endoplasmic reticulum membrane
Molecular function (GO): dolichyldiphosphatase activity
Source: RefSeq, a predicted model, not a curated record
GUUAGUGAGAUGUGAAUUUCUAAUGAUUGUUAAAAUUCUUUUAAUUCUAGUGUUAUUGGUUAAAUUGAUUCUAACAUUCUAACUCAAAUCUAGUGUAAUUGGUUUUAUGAUUGUUUAAUUACUUAUAAAAUCCCUUGUUAUUCAAAGAGUUUGGUUUUUAAUGAUUCUAUAAUUCAAUCAAACCUAGUGUUAUUGAGACUUGAAUUCUAAACAAUUUUACUCAUAAAACAAAACUUCACAAAUCUUGCAUAUAACCUCUUGAUUCUUAAAAUCACUAAACUAGCAUAUUUUGAUUUAACUUUUUGAAUAUGAAAAACUAUUUACAACUCUUUAAAAAUUUAACAAAUCUUUUGAUUCUUACGAUCAACCAACUCUACAUAAAUUAUACUCCCACUAACCCCCUCCUAAAGACAAAUGAAUACAGUAUGGUUUAACAACUAUAACGUUUGAAAAAGUACGAUGAGACAUGCCUUAUAAUCAACCAAGCAUUAGCUUAUAAAAGAGAAGACUUAUGAUACAUAAGCUUAGUGAAACAAGAGAAGAAUGAAAUUAUUAGGAAGAUGGAAGGUGGUAUAUGCGGCCUCGACAACCUUGUUUACCUGACGACCUUGUUUACCUUUUCUUGUUACCGUUUUCCAUUCCAUAUCUUGAAAUUUUUGAAAUGGUUUUAUUAACCUUCCACUUUGUGACAUGGUGAGGUUUGCUGUAGCAUCACUCAUAAAUCCGUCUCCGUCAUCUUGUUCAUUAUGAUCAAUUUGAUUGACAAGGAGGCUGCCAUGUUCAGGAGAGUGUGGAGAGACUAAUGAAUUAUCCGUUGAAACUAACUUGGUUUUGAAAACAAUAAAAGGUGAUGGAAUUUUUUCCAUAAUAAUAGUUUGAGUCGGAGAAGUUAAGCAUAUUCGAAAUCCAAUAUAGACGAACUUUCAUAUAGCGUAUACAAAAUAAUUUGUAUAAUAUAUACAUCACAUGUAGACUAGUGAGUGUGUAGAAAAUACGAAAAUAAGCAACAAUGUUGUGAAACGAUGAGACAUGUUACAUGUAUAAUAUUCUGAAGCAUAAACGACGUGUACACAGGCUUUCUCACCGUUAAUGCAUUAUUUAGGUUAUAUUCGGGUUCGGGUCUCAACUUGCUAACAUCAAUUUCAUUUAUUUUUUUGUUUUCUACCAUCUCCAUUGGUUAAGAAAAAAAAGGACACAAAUUCUUUGCCAUCACAAGAAAUGGGCCUAUUUGAAGAAGCAAGUGAUAUGACAAUUGAUAUGAGCUAAUUAUGACGAACGCAAGAUAUAUAGCAAACGAUCAUAGUUCUUAAUGAAAUGAUCCAAAUCCAAUGAUGGUAAUGAACAUAGUAUAUCUCUGCUCUGUUGUAAAAAAUAACCACAACUUCAGACGAGACACCCUUGCAACAGACAAAAACAAGUAAUAAUGUGUUCGUCUUUACGAUUUGUUCCUAGAGUUUUUUAAAAAUCUUAUAGCCAUUUGACUUUGUACGUGGACUUUCUCUUUAUCUUUGGAUUAUGGCAGCGUCAUCAUCUCUUGUUACCUUCCACAAACUCACCUGCAGUUUCUGUUUUGGUCCUUCCUCUGCUCCCGCUUACCUUACUUCCGGUCGAAGAAGGAGAUUUUGGUCUGUCUCUGCCCCUCAAACCAUGGCCGAUUUAGUCAAAACCCAUGCUUGGAGAGAUGGCGAAGAAGAACGGUUUCAGGCGCUCGAGCAAGAUGCUUUCAUUAAUAACCCGUCCAACGAUUUGGUCUCCGAUGGGAUCAACGCCGUCGCUAAUCGUCUGAGCAAAUGGGUUGUUGCUGGUUUAUUUGGAUCUGUUCUGCUUCUACGACAUGAUGGUGCAGCCUUGUGGGCUGUCAUUGGAUCCGUUUCCAAUUCAGCUCUCUCGGCAGCUCUCAAACGCAUACUUAACCAAGAGAGACCUGUUGCCACAUUGCGUUCUGAUCCUGGGAUGCCAUCUUCUCAUGCUCAGUUCAUUUCUUUCAUCUCUGUCUUUACCAUCUUCUCUGUUGUGGAGUGGCUUGGAACCAACGAACUCUCUCUGUUCCUUAGCGGACUCAUCCUCGCAUUGGCUUCUUACUUUAUAUGGUUAAGGGUGUCUCAGAAGCUUCACACGACCGGUCAAGUGGUGGUUGGUGCGAUCUUUGGUUCCGUUUACUCCACCUUAUGGUACAUAACUUGGAAUUCACUUGUUCUCGAAGCUUAUGCCUCAUCAUUCUCUGUUCAAGUAGCCGUCUUUGCUGUUGCUGCUGCAUCUGCUUUAGGCUUUACAGUUUAUGUGCUACUUAACUGGUUCAAAGAUGACAGAUGAUUUAAGGGUUUUAAAAAACUAAUCUCCUUAUGUCAUUCAUUCCUAUUGUUUUGAGUUAUAUAUGUAGCAAUCGACAUUACCACUUGUGUUAUUGUAAUAACUAGAGUUUUGCAAUAAAGCUGAUUUAAUGUUCAUUACUUUUGUUUACCUAAUGUUUUCUUUAUCGAAAUGUGUAGUAAAAAUGAACAUUCAUUUCAUUCAUUCUCUCUUAUUUUUCCCUCAAAAUCACAUUAUUUUUUCUAUAUUUUUCCUUACCUUUUCCCAAUAUCAUCUCAAAAUCAAAGAGUUAUAAGAAAAGAACCAAAAGAAAAAAAAUCACAAAUCUUAUGCCAUAAACAAAAUAAGUUACACUCAUCAUAUACAUAAUUUGAAAAUAAAACAUAAACAGAAAGUGUAAAUAAAGCUCAUAAAACUCAAAUAUUGUUCUCAAUCUUCCAAACUCACAUGAAUUCGAUGAAUAUAAUAAAUUGACACGGAUGUUCUCAUUAUCCUCAUAUGUCAUUCUGAAGAUAUCCAACGUCUUCAGAGCAUCAUCAUACCGAAGGAAUCGCCUGAGAUCAUCCAAACCAAUAAACCUUCAAAAUAAACAAAGAGCUUCAAUCAAGGUUUGUAAUUUCCAACUUUCUGUUUUACUUCUCACAUGGAAUCCACAUUUUAUCAUAGCCCCUACACCUUUUUCAAUCAUCAUUAUCUUUCUCUGUCAUGAUGAUAGAUGUAGCGGUUUAGAUCUUCAAACUUCGACACUAUGUUUUGUGGCAAAUAUUGACUGAUUAACAUGGUUGGGAAGUUGACAAAACUUCAACCAAAUACUCUUAGUAGAGAGAAUCAACGAUCUUCUGCCGUACAUGCUCAUGUGAAACCAAGUAGAUAAUGACUUAACCGUAACAACCUUCACAAGGCAGAUAGAGAGAACUAACGCAAUCACAAUUAGAGAUUUUUCAAUGGCUACUAUCACUUGAUUAAUCGAAUGUCUCAAGCUUUCCUAAUGUAACCUCACGUGCACGUACUACUAACCAUGUGAUCAAACUCCAUUUGACAGUGUAUCGUACGUGAUACAAAACAUAAAGAAGGCGGUGAUACGACCACAAAAGCAUAUGCAGAACGAACAUAUUCACUCUAACCAAGAUCUUACAAGCAACUCUAGAACCUAAAACCAUCAGCACAGACAAUUCACACCUCCAUAAUUGGAUUCCCAAUGCUAUCUUGUGGCGCAAGGAACGUAUUGAAGGGAUUAAAACUAACUCGAGAAUGAUUGCAAUAAGAAGCCAUGCUACAACAUUUCAAAUGAAGAACCUGCAAUCCUCUUCACCAUCAGAUUGCUUGACAUUCAAUUCUUUCCACAUCCAAACCAGAAGUCUUAUCCCAUUUCUAGAAGGUUGUGAACCUCCGUUCCUUUCAACUGUUGGAGGAAAAUGAACUUUUUUCCGGUAAGCGGGAAUGAUUCCUUAAAUAGAGGAAGAUAAACUCUCCAACUUGAGAAGUCAUUGUUUUGAAAUUUCUCAAAGAUCUCUGUUCUUGUCCACUUUUUACGUGAGUUUCGUUCUACUUCAAUUUUUCUCGAGAGGUUCAAUCUUCUUCACGUACAUUCUUUCUCCAAGAGCUUCCAUCUUCUUCAUUUUCUUUCCUAGAGUUUGAUCUUAUUGAUAGCUUCGUUCUUCUUCAUUUUUUUCUCAAAGAUUUUCGUUCUUAUUCACUUUUUUUAGUAAGCUUCGUUCUACUUCACUUUUUCGAGUGUUUCAAUCUUAUGCUUCACUUCUCACAUUAGAUUCACACUUUUUCGAGUGUUUCAAUCUUAUACAUGAUCACUAUAAUCAAACUUUUACAAGUGACUCUAAAACCUAACACCAUCGGCCAGAGAGCUCUCAUCUCCUCAAAUUGAUUCACAUUUUUCUCUGUGGUGCAAAGAACUUAUAGAAAAGGUUAAAAUUAACCAGAUAAUUAUUGCAAAAAGAAUAAUUAACAACCAUAUAAUUAAUUUUUUUCUAUUUUUGCUCAAAAUCACAUUAUGUUUUCCUUAUUUUUCCUCAAUAUUAUCUUAAGUGUAAUCAAUGAUUGAAAAGUAGAAGCUUCUUAAUUGUGGCACUUGUAUUGUAAUUAGAAGAGCAAGAUAUACUCAUAUAAGUUAAUUUUAUUAGAUGUUUUCAUGUUUUUAGAUGUUAUUAGUUACCAAUUGUCUUUCCAAACUUUGAAUGCCGUGUGAAUGUAUUUUUGAUUUCUUUUUAAUACUUACAUAUUAAUAUAUAAAACUGUCUACAUAACCCCAGACAUUUUAUCCGAAAUCUGAAUUAAAUGAAACCGAAUCACAAAAAACCCUGCAUAAAACAUAAUAUUAGAAAUAAAAUAUCAAAAAUAAUUUAUUUAAUUUUGUAAAUAUACGAUAUUAUAAAAAUAAAUAAAUUCUCAACAAAUCGAACUACCCAAAUAUUUUUAGAUAUUUUAAAGAUUUUAUAAAAUUUAUAUAAUAUAAGUAUGAA